AUGGAGCGAGCACUGCAAGCGCACAUCACAUUGGUGGCAGGGAACCCGACGUCUCCUACAACAGGUCCGAUCACCUGGGAUUCCUUCCAGGAAGAAUUCUACAAGAAGUACUUCCCAAAUUCUGCCAAGACGGCCAAGGAACUUGAGUUGCUGCAGCUGAAGCAAGGAACAAUGUCUGUAUCUGAGUACACGGACAAGUUUAAGGAGCUGUUCAGAGAGAGGGAGUCAGAGGGGACAUUCCCACAGAACCGAGGGAAGAGUUUUGCUCCUAAAGGACCUCCUUUCAAGCAGGGAGGCUUCGCACCACAGAGGACUCAGGGUCAGAAUAAUUUCAGAAGGCCCAACAACAACAACAAUGCUUCGGGGAGGAGAUUUGGGAAGCAGCCUCUGAAUGAGCAAGCUUGUACCAGAUGUGGGAGUUACCAUCUUAGUGUUCCGUGCAAGGCUGGAUGGGGAUUGUGCUACUCAUGUGGUAAGCCGGGGCAUAAAGCCUCCAAUUGUCCAGAGAAUCAGAAACAGGGUGCUGGGAGAGCACAACAGCCUGGUCGGGUGUUUACUACUUCAGCUGUGGGUGCCAAGGGGUCCGAGGCACUUAUCCGAGGUAAAUGCGAAAUGACUGGUCAAAUUUUAAAUGCCUUAUUUGAUUCUGGAGCGUCACAUUCAUUCAUCGCAUUUGAAAAGGCUAGUGAGUUUGGAUUGAAGAUUGUGGUUUUAGGUUAUAACCUAAAGGUGUAUAAUCUUACCCAUGAAGCCAUGGUAACUAGGCUAGGAUAUCCGCAAGUUUUGUUUAGGGUCAAGCUGCGUAAUUUUGUACAUGAUUUAAUUUGCUUGCCGAUGACUGGUCUUGAUCUUAUCUUGGGGUUGGACUGGUUAUCUAAGAACUAUGUUUUGCUCGACUGUUCUGCAAAAUCAGUGUACUUUAUGUCGGAAGAUACAGAAGGGCCGGUUGUGGUGAAUAACUAUUACUUGAAUUCUAUGAUGAUGAGUUGUUCUGGGGCCGAAUGCCAGGGUAUUUUGUUGUUAACCACAGGUGUCUCGGGUGAUGAUCAAAGCUUGGAACAAAUUCCGGUUGUGUGUGAAUUUUUGGAGGUUUUUCCCGACGAUAUUGAUGAAUUCCCAUCUAAUCGAGAGGUUGAGUUUACUAUUGAGUUGGUACCUGGAACGGCGCCAAUCUCGAUUGCCCCUUACCGAAUGUCGCCUUUGGAAAUGGCCGAGCUAAAGCAACUGAACAAGGUCACAAUAAAGAAUAAGUAUCCACUGCCGAGAAUUGACGAUCUCAUGGAUCAGUUACAAGGACCCGGAGUUUUCUCCAAGAUUGAUUUGAGAUCCGGUUAUCACCAGAUAAGGGUGAGAGAUGAGGAUAUUCCUAAGACCGCUUUCAGGAAUCGUUAUGAUUAUUACGAGUACACUGUAAUGUCUUUUGGGUUAACAAACGCUCCUGCAAUGUUUAUGGACUAUAUGAACAUAAUCUUCUACCCGUUUUUGGAUAAAUUUGUUGUUAUCUUCAUUGAUGACAUACUGGAAAAGAAGCUCUAUGCGAAACUAUCUAAAUGCGAGUUCUGGAAGAGUGAGGUGAAGUUUCUGGGUCACGUAGUCAGUAAACAAGGGAUAGCAGUAGAUCCUGCCAAAGUGGAAGCAGUGAUGGAGUGGAAGGGACCGACCUCAGUUACUGAGAUAAGGAGUUUUUUGGGAUUAGCUGGCUACUAUCAGAGGUUCAUCAAAGGUUUCUUGCAAUUGGCUUUUCCAUUGACAAAGUUAACCCGCAAGGACGCGCCAUUUGUUUGGACUUCUGAGUGUGAGGAGAGCUUCCAAGUGUUGAAGGAAAAGUUGACUACCAUGCCUCACCAGAAUGUAGUGGCUCAUGCCUCACGACAGUUGAGACCUCACGAAGUUAAUUACCCAACGCACGACUUGGAAUUCGCUGCAGUUGUAUUUGCACUAAAGGUGUGGAGGCAUUACCUCUAUGGGGUGAAGUUCCAAGUUUUCUCUAAUUACAAGAGCUUGAAAUACCUCUUUGAUCAGAAAGAACUUAAUAUGCGGCAGAGGAGGGAAGGCGAAUGUUGUGGCGGAUGCGCUGAGUCAGAAAUCGCUAUCUCAAGUGACUUCAAAUCCGAACUCCUAAAGGCUCAUCAAAAUGAUGACGUGUUAUCGAAGGUGUUGCCAGCUAUUGGGCAAGGGAAGCAGUGGAGAGUAUCAGAGGAUCAAGAUGGGCUAUGGAGAUUUAAGGGUAGGAUCAUUGUGCCAGAUUUUGGGACUUUGUGA
Messenger RNA from Arachis ipaensis, 2262 nucleotides. NCBI's taxonomy places the organism in Eukaryota, Viridiplantae, Streptophyta, Magnoliopsida, Fabales, Fabaceae. The record is from RefSeq and is a predicted model, not a curated record.